Messenger RNA from Paramuricea clavata, 1280 nucleotides. NCBI's taxonomy places the organism in Eukaryota, Metazoa, Cnidaria, Anthozoa, Malacalcyonacea, Plexauridae. The record is from the annotation of a GenBank genome assembly.
AUGGCAGAAUCAUCUUCUAAAGCAGUUCCGGAAACACACGAUGUUCUUAAAACUGCUUUAAGGGGUGGUGCAUAUUCCUUCGCCGUUAGCACUAGUAGUGUGCUAGUAAUAAAAGAAAUAUGUGGUGCUGUAGUUGGGGUAACAAAGGAGUUAGGCGGUGCCAAUGCAAAUGCAGUGGAAAUAACAAAAGAAGUAUGCGGUACUACAGUUACACUUGCUCUUAUUUACACCGGCUAUAAACUGUUAAGACCAGUCAUUGAUCAAGCUGUUAAAAAUGCCUUGGGUGGUGAAAGAACAGAUCAAAAGGUUGAGGAUAUCAAACCAGGAUCUCUACAUGUUUUAUUUCGUUGUUUCACGGAUGAAAGAUUUCUUGAAAUUUUGGCUAACUUUGAAUCUGGAGGAAUAAACAAACAUUUGGAGAAAGAAUUCUCGGAGGUUGGCAUUGAGGUAGAAGGACUGAAAGUCAAGAUUGAAAACAUGGAAGAAGUAGAAAAGACAAAAGCGGCUAUAAACAAGAGGUAUAUAGAAAUCAAUAAAUGGUGCAUAAAAAAGUCGUCAUUUCAAAUAUUAAUUUCGAAAGGAAGAAAGCAGUAAAACUUUUAAGUUAUAUGUACUAGUUAAAACAUGAGCAGCCGGUCUUUAUCUGAAAUACAAACUCGAGUCGAAGGCGAGAGUUUGUAUAUCAGAUAAAUAUCGGAUGCGAAUGUCUUAUCGUGCUUAAAAAGCGACCCAUCUUAUGAGUUUAUUGGCGAAGUAAUUUUAAAAAUAAACAUAGUCUAAGCCGAGAAAAUCAAAGCUAAACUUUAUGUAAAUCAGGACAAAUCUUUAUCGGAUUUACAAACAUUGAUUAAACAUUCGUUUCUUUUGUAUUUUCCUCAUGAAUUAUUAAUGAGUUUUUUACUCAUAUUUGAAAGUUUAGCAAUGCACGACUUUGUGUUUUUACACUUAAACUAUAUUGGUUAGCAAAUUAUACAAUUUUAAGUGAUUGGGAGUAUUGGAGUUACAGUAAAAUCUAUAAAAUUGAAGAUCUAUAUAAGAAAAAAACCAAAAAAAGUUAAAAACGGCUAGCUAAGAUCUAGCUAAGCCGCCUACUGCUAGCUAAGAUCAAUUAUGAUUUUCCUUUGUGUUGUAGGAGGUCUUAUUGUUAUCCAGUUGUAGAGUCUGAAGUGAUGACAGAAUUAGGUGCUGAAGAUAAAGCAAAAAAGAUGAAGGAAAAAUAUUUGCUUGUGUUUGAUGAGACUGAGACAUUGUCUACAGGGCAAAACCAAGGUAUUCAUUAA